GAAGACGAAACCACCGACCAGUGACCACCGACCACCCCGCCGCAGAGCCUCAAUCUCAGCCCUAGUUAACCCAGCCAACCAACGAAACCACCAUUGAACCACCAUUGAACCGAUCCACAGUGCACACACUCCCGUCGACUUCACUCUCGGCAGCGAAAGCAACACGACCACCACGCCCCUUCCCCGCCCCUCCUCCACCUCCCGCCUCUCAUCGCCUCUGCCCUCGGCCCCCGCCCUCGGCGCCAAACCAAACCAACCAAACCAUGUCGCAACCAACCAUGUACUUCAAAAUAAUCUUGCUCCGCUCAGGCAUCGGCAUGACGAAGCGGCAGAACGGCGUGUUGGCCUCACUCGGCUUGCGCAAGCGCAUGUCGAUCGUCUACCACCCCGUGUCGCAGGAGGUCGCCGGAAAGAUCAUGAAAGUCAAGGAGCUCCUGGCCGUCUCCGAGUGUCCCUUCGCUGAGACCAAGGCGGAGAUUCAUGUAAGGCGCCAGCCGCCGAGUGGGUUCAUUGUUGAGGCGUAAACCCGCGAUGGGCUGGGGGGAUUUGGGGGGGAAGGGGGGUGUAUGAUAUUACGUGGUUUAGAGGAGGAGAAGGAGGGAGGGGAGGAAGGAGGAGGAAGGAGG
This is a messenger RNA of Tricharina praecox, 626 nucleotides long. Its product is annotated as mitochondrial 54S ribosomal protein YmL33. The record is from RefSeq and is a predicted model, not a curated record. Bases 264 to 524 code for a protein of 86 amino acids. Gene Ontology annotation, cellular component: large ribosomal subunit; mitochondrion. Gene Ontology annotation, biological process: translation. Lineage: Eukaryota; Fungi; Ascomycota; Pezizomycetes; Pezizales; Pyronemataceae. Gene Ontology annotation, molecular function: structural constituent of ribosome. The transcript has a single exon.